AUGACAAGCAGCAGUGGACCCAAACCAGAACCUUGCGGUCGCCUCAUCUUUGAUAAUCUGAAGAAGUCAAUUGCAUACACACUGACCAGCAACAUCCCCGAGAUCACCCCCUUCCUGCUAUUUAUCAUGGCCAACAUCCCCCUGCCCCUGGGAACUAUCACCAUCCUCUGCAUCGAUCUGGGAACUGACAUGGUUCCAGCUAUCUCAUUGGCUUAUGAAGCAGCAGAGAGUGACAUCAUGAAACGUCAACCCCGAAAUCCCCGAAUGGACAAAUUGGUCAAUGAGAGGCUAAUCAGCAUCGCCUACGGGCAGAUCGGGAUGAUCCAGGCGCUAGGAGGAUUCUUUUCCUACUUUGUGAUCCUGGCGGAGAAUGGCUUCCUGCCGAAGGAGCUAGUGGGGAUCCGGCUGCACUGGGAUGACAGGACCAUCAAUGACCUGGAGGACAGCUACGGGCAGCAAUGGACCUACGAACAGCGGAAAAUUGUGGAGUUCACGUGUCACACAGCGUUCUUUGUCAGCAUCGUGGUGGUGCAGUGGGCUGACCUGGUCAUCUGUAAGACCAGGAGGAACUCCAUCUUCCAACAGGGAAUGAAGAAUAAGAUCCUGAUUUUCGGACUGUUUGAGGAGACGGCACUGGCUGCGUUACUCUCGUACUGUCCUGGGAUGGAUGUUGCCCUCAGGAUGUAUCCCUUGAAGCCAAACUGGUGGUUCUGUGCCUUCCCCUACAGUUUCCUGAUCUUUGUCUAUGAUGAAAUUCGCAAACUCAUCCUUCGCAGAAACCCAGGAGGUUGGGUUGAACGUGAAACCUACUAUUGAUUCUGUCACCCCCUCCCCGUGGCUGCCCCCCCUCCGGCCGCGCCCUUUCCCCUCUGACCUGUCACCUCUCCCCUGCCCUUGCCCAGCUUGUGUUGUGAUUCGCCUUUUCCCGAGGGUGCUGUCCAGUCCCUGAACCUUGACCCUGCCGUCUGACCCGGUGUGUGUUAAUGACCCCCACCCACCCCCCCACAUUUGUCACCCCUCUUCCCCAUCCCCCACGCUCCCUCCCGGGGGACAGCACCUCUGGGGGGGAAUGCUGCUGGCUGAUGGGCCGAAUGGUGUGUGUU
Messenger RNA from Hemiscyllium ocellatum (epaulette shark), 1103 nucleotides. Its product is annotated as sodium/potassium-transporting ATPase subunit alpha-3-like. Gene Ontology annotation, molecular function: P-type sodium:potassium-exchanging transporter activity. Lineage: Eukaryota; Metazoa; Chordata; Chondrichthyes; Orectolobiformes; Hemiscylliidae. The transcript is spliced from 8 exons. The coding region runs from base 1 to 816 and encodes 271 amino acids. The record is from RefSeq and is a predicted model, not a curated record. Gene Ontology annotation, biological process: sodium ion export across plasma membrane; potassium ion import across plasma membrane; proton transmembrane transport.